Lolium perenne is the source of this 3826-nucleotide messenger RNA. Lineage: Eukaryota; Viridiplantae; Streptophyta; Magnoliopsida; Poales; Poaceae. The record is from RefSeq and is a predicted model, not a curated record.
ACAAGGACUGGACCGUCAAAGUUCUAUCAGAUGAAGCAAAAGUUGCAAUUAAAGGGCGACACAAAUGAAACAAGGGUGCAGCGUCAAGAAGAUUUGUUUGAGGAAAAGCAACAAACUGCAGUGCCACCACCACAGAAUGAUUCUUCCGCACUUCAGGAUGAUUUGGUUGAGAACGAGGUAGUUGAGGAUGAUGUAGUACCUGACAAUCAAGAUAAUAUGACAGAGAAUGUACCUGCUAAGAAGAAAAACCAGGUGCUGAUAUGUUUUUCACCACCAUGAUGUAAUGUAUCAACCACUAUAUUUUUGUAGCUUGAUGUUUUUUCUUACAUGCCUUUACUUUUUUGCUUUUGACAGAGUUCUUUAUUCAAUAGGUCAUCCCCCAUGAAGCUUGUAAGGUUAUGCAAGGGCAUGACACCAGAACAGCAGGCUUUGAUAACAAAAUCAGAUUUCGGAGACAUUAUAUUGAUGAAGUGCUCGAAAUUGAUUCCAUAGUUAUGUAGGUUUCUGUUGGCUAGUUUUGAUCCUGUCAGAUGCGUUCUUGAUUUCGGCGACAGGGGAAGAAUACCUGUAACAGUUCAGUCAGUUGCUAAGGUUCUGGGAGUACCCAUUGGUAGCUCGCCAGUCCCGUACUAUGCUGAUCCCAAAUCAACGACUGCUAUACUGGAGAUGCUUGGUAUACAUGAUGGUGUGCAACCCACUGUUACAUAUUUGGAGAAGGAGCUAGGACCGGAGCAACCUGCAGAUGAUUUGUAUCUUAGGAAGUUUGUCAUUUAUAUGAUUAGUUCAAUCUUUGCUCCAACCACUGGCAUAAAGGUUAGCCCGAAGUGUUACCCUUCUGUCAUGAAUGCAAGUUCAGUCAGUAAUCUGAAUUGGGCCAAGUUCAUCAUAGAAAUACUUAUACAAACUGCAAACGCUAAAGGCAAGAAGAAUUGGUUUAAGGCAUGUAUGUCGUAUCUCAUGAUACUUUACGUUGACUCCUUGGAAACGAACGCACUGGAUGUUCCAGAAGAUGGUACUCGAUGCUGUGUCUGGUCAAAUAGUAUGAUCAGUUUGGUAGCUGGUUUGGACACUAACAAUGAUGGAUCAUUCGGACGGUUACCGCUGAAGCCUUGUUUUAGGACCAACCUAUCUCUAUUCAGCACAGAACCUACAGAUGUUGACAUGUUCAUAAAAAGACAUCUUCCAGACAAUCACACAGAUGAGGAUUUGGCCAAGUACAGGCCUGCUGUCAUUAACAUGUGUACAAUUUUCGAAGAUGGGUUGGCUAAAUUCAUCAACUCCUUAGGAAAGGCAGAUGUUAAAGGAAUCACAAACAACGAGGGCAAAGAAGAAGUUCGUGUUUUGAGGAACAUCCAGAUGGAUAAACCAAAAAGGAGGAGCCGUACAAAAGUGUCUGAACAUGCUGCAGCGGCACAAACCACUGAAAAUUCCUGCCAUGAGCGAGGAGACCUGCAAAGGGAUGAUCAUGUACCGCAAAACCAGGAGGCAUCCCCUAAUGCCAUUGCAGAAAAAACCAAGAAGAGGAAGUAUGUUGCUGGUUUGGGAGGACAAAGAGCUGCCAAAAAACCGGUUCCUGUUAGUAAUGUGGAGCCACUACAGAGGUCUGAUCAAGGUGAUGAUCAUGGCGAUGAAGGAGUACGCGAGACGAUGGAGUUACCGCAUGUUGCUUCUAAUGUAUCUGUCACAGUUGAUGCCACCGCAAAUGCUCUGAAUCAACUGCAGUUCUAUGGAACCCCAUCACAAACAAGCAACGAAACAAUUGAGAAGGAUCAACCAGCGCAACAUACACUAUCCAUGGUGCAUGUACAGUCAAAGGAUGAAUUGCAAAAAGGAUGCACCAGCAGCACUGAUACAGGAAGAACAUCAAGUCGGAAAAAAAGGAAGUCAGUUACAUUUGAUAUUGAGGAAAAAGACAUCCAGAAGCAACAUCCUCCUGAACUAAAAAAUACAGAAGCAACUACAUCUAGUCCAUCUGGCAGGAGGCCUGUCACUAGGUCUAUGUCUCCUAAGAAGACACCUGUAAGUAAUCAAGGAGAUCCGCGGGCAACAGAUGUUGCGUCAACAAGGAUUGCUGCAACUACUCCAAGAAGGCUAACCAGAUUUUCUACAGCUGAAGCAAGGUUGGAGCAUAGCAAUGCAAAUUUACCAACAAAAUUGCCAGGAACCAGGGAUGUGCUUAAUCGAGGUGAGUCUGGAGAUGCGGAAAACAGCAUUAAUAGGAACUUGGAACAAGAUUUCUGUAGUUCUGGUGGUGUAACUGAGACUGAUGUUCAGAAGAAGCAACGAGAGCUUUUCGAGUUCCACCCAUCAUUUGAUCUUGGCUUCGACACACAAACAAGUCAAGAAGCUGAAGAUAUCAUCCAGUCAUAGGAACCUGACACAAAUCUUCAGGAGAUUGUUGUGAUAUCUAGCAAUGAUAGUGGGGACUCAUUAGACAAAAUAUAUGCAACUAUUCAGAUUCCUACAGCAACUACAGCUAUCACAGAAGAAUCUACAGUUAGCACAAACAAGGUUGUUGCAGAAGAAGAAUUAGGUGCACCUGAUGGUAAAGACAGUUGCACUCCCGUUCCUAGAGCACAUCAAAAGAGAAUUGUCAAGCCAGCCCAAAAUCAGAAGUCGCCAUUUGUAGACUACGCCAACAAAGAAGUUGUAUCCAAAUUUGCAAAUGAGGUGUACAGCAGGGUUUGCAUGUAUGGCGGUGAAUCUGAGGAUGAUUUAAACAAAGAAAAAAUCAUUGACUGCGGAGGUUUCUUCAUAGAGCUUCGAGAUCUUGCAGAUUCUGUGAAGCCUCGUGCUUGGUUAAGCAAUACUACUGCCGAAAUUGCACUUCGAGUUCUUUCUAGUGAGUUGGAGAACCAAAAGAAACAUGUCAUGCCAUUACGUAUUGCUACCAAGCUUAGGAGUGUGAGCUGCAUCAAUGAUAGAAUGGUGAAGAAAGCUUUCAAAAUGACACCUGAAUGUCGUCUAGACCACAAAGAACAAAUAAUGUUUGGAGUGCUGCAAGAUCUAAAACCUGAUAUCAAACAAUUCAAUGGACACUAUUAUUUGAUCGUGCUCAACUUAAAGGCAGAGAGGUUUGAGGUGAUGGAUUCUCUCAGAUCUAAAGGUAACAAGGGACUAGUUGCUGAUUACAGAGCAAUAAUUGGGUCUAUUAAAUACAUGUGGGCACAAAACUAUGCUAAUUCAAAGAUUAACAUCGAGAAGUGGAAAACUGAACACAUCAGCACCCCGAUGCAGAAAACUACGUACGACUGCGGCUACUUCAUGCUAAAGUUCAUUGAAUUGUGGAAUGGGAGGAAGAUGAUAGCUGCGCUUAACCCAAUGGAUAUGCCUGUCAUUAGGAAGCAAUUGACACUAAAGUGGUUGUCAUGGGUAGAGAACAAAAUAGAAUGGCAAGAACUACUGUUCUAGGCACAUUCAAAUCAAGAGAAGGAACAUGAUGUUGAUGCUAUGAAGGUCUACAACUAGGAAUCAAGAUUUCCAACAAGCAUCUCAUUGUACAUGAUUUUGGUUCAAGACUACCUGCACUACCAAUUCUUGCUAUUUUGCUCAUGCUUCUGAGAAACAAUCACUGAUGGAUUUAUACAUCCUGGGAUGUGUAAACGCCAAGUGGAUAUGUAAACUGCACACUUCUACUUCUUCUCCUUACUACUACUGUCGGAUUUAUACAUCCUGGUAUAUGUAAACUACCAAGUCAAUCCUUAUUUUGCUGUGGAUCUGUUAUACUUCAAGUUUGCAGAAUUGGCCUGGGUCAAUUCUUUAUACAUCUAACCAUGAGUAACCAUGAGUAACCAGAAUUGGCCUGGGUCAAUUCCUGGCAUGUAGA